CUGAGAGAGAGGAAACAGAGAGCGCUAGAGAGAGAGAGAUAGCAAAGCCAAAGAACACGAAACCCUAGAAAGAAGUGGGCAAGCAAGUCCAAGGAAGAAGAAAAUUUGGGGAAGAAGCCAAAACCCAUCAGCCAGAAAGUUCCUUUUGAGAAUUCCCUGAAGAAAUAAUUUUGUUCCCACGAAGUUGCUCUCAUCAGAGAUUUCUCCUUCGCUUUCCAUUUUCACCCCUUCCCCCCAACCCCUGUUCUAUCUUUGCUCCCAACACACAAUCCCUUUUCUUUAUUUUAUUAGUAAAGCUUCCAUCUUUUCCCCUUUUCCCAAUUUCCCCCACUCGCCUCUUCAAUCUAUAUACUUAUCGCCAUGCCGGCCGAUUUGGAUAACUCCUCCACCGCUUCAGGGGAAGUCAGCGGCUCUUCCUCCGGCGGAAACAACCCUUCUCAACCGCUGCAGUCCACCGCCGCCACCCCCAAGAAGAAGCGGAACCUCCCCGGGAUGCCAGAUCCAGCUGCUGAAGUGAUUGCUCUGUCCCCGAAGACUCUAAUGGCGACGAACCGAUUCGUGUGCGAAAUAUGCAACAAAGGGUUCCAGAGAGACCAGAACUUGCAGCUUCACCGGCGAGGCCAUAAUCUGCCGUGGAAGCUCAGGCAGAGAUCGGGGAAAGACGUGAAGAAGAGGGUCUACGUUUGUCCCGAAGUGAGCUGCGUCCACCACGAUCCGUCGCGGGCGCUGGGCGAUCUCACCGGGAUUAAGAAGCAUUUCUGCAGGAAGCACGGCGAGAAGAAGUGGAAGUGCGAUAAGUGCUCCAAGAAGUACGCCGUUCAGUCCGAUUGGAAGGCUCACUCUAAGAUUUGCGGCACCCGGGAGUACAAAUGCGAUUGCGGGACUCUGUUUUCCAGGAGGGAUAGCUUUAUCACCCACAGAGCAUUCUGCGACGCUUUGGCAGAGGAAAGUGGCAGAGCUCAUCCCCGUCACCCAACGCCACCUCCGCCUUCGAAUCGGAGCACUGGACCCGACCCGACAGCUAUUGUUGAUUCAGCUCCGCCGCCGGCGCCUCCAGCUCCUCCUCCAUCGCAGUCAUCAGCUCCUUCACCUUCAGUGUCGCCGAUUCAUAGUCCAGAGUUGAUAGAAACUCAAGAUCCCGCGCCAAUCAUGGAAGAACCAUUAGCUCCGGCUGCAACGGUGAAUGCAAGCUGCAGUAGCAGCAGCACCAUCUCGAGCAGCAAUGGCAGCACUACUAGCACCGUCUUCGCCAGUCUAUUCGCCUCCUCAACAACUGCAUCCGAAACAACCCCUCCGCCUCAGCCUCAGCAGGAGACUCACUCGUUCACCGACUUGAUUCGAGCAAUGGCAUCGCACCCUGACCACACUCACACCACAGUCGAACUCGCUCCACCACCAACCGAACCAAUUUCACUAUGUCUGUCCACGAGUCAUGGCUCGUCGAUAUUCGGGCAGGAGAGACACUAUGCUCCACAACCACCGUCAAUGUCAGCCACCGCAUUGCUUCAGAAGGCCGCUCAAAUGGGAUCUUCUGCCACGAACGCAUCGUUGCUCCGCGGUUUAGGGAUAGUCUCCUCUGCUUCCUCUUCCUUGUCUUCGUCGUCGUCUUCUUCCUCAGCACAGCUUGAUAUUUGGGGCCAGAGACACAUGGAGGCAGAUAAUUCUUCUGUUCAUCAUCAUCAUCAGCAUCCAGUGCUUGGACUUGGAUUACUGCCUUGUGAUGGAGGGUCCGGGUUGAAGGAGCUGAUGAUGGGAAGUACUUCUUCUUCUGUGUUUGGUCCUAAACAUGCCACACUCGACUUCCUCGGACUAGGAAUGGCAGCUGUCGGUGCUGGCCCGAGUAGCAGCGGGCUCUCGGCUCUGAUUACUUCGAUCGGCGGGGGGCUUGAUGUAGCUGCUUCUUUUGGAGCCGGAGAAUUUAGUGGCAAAGACAUUGGUAGUAGCUCGUGAGACUAGAAGGACAAGUCUUUCCCCCCUGUUUUUUGUGUUAGAGAUUAGAGAAACUCUCUCCAAGAUGCAUAUUGUACAGCACUAUAUAAUAUAUAUCAGUAUUAGGGGCAAGCCAAUCCAAACAUAAGAUCAAAAUGCUUUGUUUUUGGAUGAGAAUUUGUUCUGAAUGAAGACCAGCAGCUUGAUUUUUCCUUUUGAUGUGCCUUUAAGAGGCCGUUGAGAGGAUACAAGUGUGGUUUUGUGCCUUGAUAGAAAUGUGAUUCGUGGAAUCGUGGUGUAUUCUGGGUUCUAAUCCUUGAUAGUUUGUCCUGUUGUCCACAUUACAUGGACAUGCUCAAC
This is a messenger RNA of Linum tenue, 2289 nucleotides long. NCBI's taxonomy places the organism in Eukaryota, Viridiplantae, Streptophyta, Magnoliopsida, Malpighiales, Linaceae. The record is from the annotation of a GenBank genome assembly.